Messenger RNA from Tauraco erythrolophus (red-crested turaco), 954 nucleotides. The record is from RefSeq and is a predicted model, not a curated record. NCBI's taxonomy places the organism in Eukaryota, Metazoa, Chordata, Aves, Musophagiformes, Musophagidae.
GUUUAUACUAUCAACUUGGAAUCUCGUUAUAUACUAAUACAAGGAGUUCCUGCACUAGGUGUUAUGAAGGAAUUAGUUGAACAAUUUGCAUUAUAUGGUGCCAUUGAAGAGUAUCAUGCUUUAGACGAAUAUCCAGCAGAGCAAUUUACGGAAGUUUAUCUUAUAAAAUUCCAGAAACUGCAAUGUGCAAGGGUGGCCAAGAAAAAAAUGGAUGAACGAAGUUUCUUUGGUAGUUUGCUGCAUGUGUGCUAUGCUCCAGAAUUUGAAACAGUCCAAGAAACUAGGGAGAAGCUGCAGGACAGAAGAAAGUAUAUAGCAAAAGCAACAAAUCAAAGAGAUUGCUUUGUGUUAAAGAAAGUAGAGAGGCCUAAGAAGACCGUCUCAAAGAACUCUGACUGUCCAUGGAGUACAUCAGGAUCAUGUGGAACUGGUAACUGGGAUCCAUCCUGCUUUACAAGUUCUCACGGAGUAUCCCACAACACAGGGUAUCCACCUGGGAAUCAUCACCAGAGCCUGUUGACAUUUCCCCAGUAUGAUAACCAUUGUGCUGAGACUUCUGGGUACUUUGGUCAAAACACAUCCCUAACUCUAAGUAUACAGCCAGGAGGACAUACUCCACCAACGCCUUUAAUGCAGCAAAGAACAGUUCCAGUUGAUAAUGGAGUUGACAGGUUUAUGCCUCGUACGACUCACCUGCAAGAACGUAAGAGGAAGCGAGAAGAAGGUAACAAGUUUUCCCUCAUUGGAACAAAUGUGGACAAUACUGAAGUCACUAUUGGUCCACAGCUACCAGAAAUACCUAAAGUGGAUAUGGAUGAUGAUUCCUUGAAUACUUCAGCUACAUUAAUUCGAAAUAAACUGAAAGAGGUAGCAGAUUCUGUUUCAAGAACAUCUGUGGAAAAGCCAGAGAGUAACUCAGCCAAACCACUUGUAAAGCAGAGAAGAAGAAUAUAG